Mytilus trossulus (common blue mussel) is the source of this 1257-nucleotide messenger RNA. RefSeq lists its product as uncharacterized. The transcript is spliced from 7 exons. Lineage: Eukaryota; Metazoa; Mollusca; Bivalvia; Mytilida; Mytilidae. Bases 352 to 1161 code for a protein of 269 amino acids. The record is from RefSeq and is a predicted model, not a curated record.
UCUUCAAGUUAUCUUUUAAUAUUAAAAUGCUAGCAACUGUUCAAAAAGUAUUGCGGCACUUAUUACUUAUUACACGAAUUUGUUGUGAAUGCAUCAAAAUACCAGCGCAGUAGGAGUUAUUGAAAUAAAUAGAUAAAACGCAGCGGUCUUUAAUAAUUACCAUGUGUUCAAAUUCAACAUGCAACACAAAACUAUGAAUAGGAAUCAAUUUCAUAAAGCCACACGCCUGAAUUAGGCUAGGUUCGUGAAACAUACUAAAUGAUAUAUUGUAUCGAAGAUAUAUUUUGUGAAAUCAUCCGUGACAAGAACGUACUUUGAGUGUAUAAUAUGUAUAUACUCUAAACAUGUAGGAUGGACAUAUUUCGGGCUUUCGAAUGUGUAGUGCUUUUAACAUGGAUGAUUUUCAAAAAAUCAGGUAGCACGUGCACUUUACCGGCAGAACUGUACAAUGGCGGAAACAUGUGGACUGAUAUUGCUUUACAAAAGACUGUCACCUUUACAACAAAUAAAAUGACAGGAUUUGAAAUAAAACUGGCAGGUCAAACAAAGGGCGCCUUUACUUGUAUUUCAAACACAGGAAAUGUAUAUGUAUUUAAAUGUGAUUCUACGUUUGAGGAUAUUAAUACAUUCCGCAAUCAACCUUCAUUCCUCUGCAUGAAAAUGGUAAAAGUGUCUGAUAAUUUGUUUUAUUAUCAUCUCUUAUCAGAACCAGAUGAAACUAAACAAACAGAGCCAGACAAUGUUCGUAUAUAUUUUUCCGGUGCUUCAUUCGGAACUACUGGACCCGACCCAGCAGUUACGCCUACAUGUGACUAUUGUUCAUUUACAACACCACAUUCCGACAGUGAAUUUCGCAUGUUACAAAGACAAGGAACGUCAGAGAACAUAACUCAAAGUGAGGCAACAUUGUGCCUACCGUGCGAUGCAGAUUGUUCAGAAUCUCAAUCCCCACAGUCAAAUUCAUCAAAGACAGAUUCCGAUGAUUCUAAUGUUCCCUUGAUAGUUGGAAUAGCAGUACCGACUGGAGUAGUUGCUGUCAUUGGUGUUUCGGCUAUUAUUGCUGUAGCUAUGUAUAAAACGCUUAUUAUGAAUGGCGCAAAAGUUGCUGCAGCAAAAGGAGUUUCAACGACGACUGGUACCAACGGAGGUGGUCCUACUUAAAAGUACAAAAUACAGAAUGACAGUGUUUAAAACUUGUAUAUUUUAUAUUUGUUCUUCAUCAUUUUUCAAUGAAAGAAAAGAAAUAAGUCAAUAAAA